Molecule: messenger RNA, 3525 nt
Organism: Corylus avellana
Lineage: Eukaryota; Viridiplantae; Streptophyta; Magnoliopsida; Fagales; Betulaceae
Gene: SMC5
Product: structural maintenance of chromosomes 5
Biological process (GO): double-strand break repair via homologous recombination
Cellular component (GO): nucleus; Smc5-Smc6 complex
Molecular function (GO): single-stranded DNA binding
Source: RefSeq, a predicted model, not a curated record
GCCAAUUCUCGGUUCUAGGUCCUCUCUCUUUCUCUCUACUCUCUGAAACCCUAACUCUCCCAUGUCCGAGAUCAUAGCACAUUGGGUUUCACAGAGACACUAAUAUAAUCUCGCAAUUCUUAAGCGCCACUGGACACGGGCAAUCUUCCUCAAUGGCCGAGCCUCGCGCUAAGCGCCCCAAGAUCACCAGAGGGGAAGAUGAUUAUAUGCGUGGAAAUAUAAUUGAGAUCGAGCUCCACAAUUUCAUGACCUUUAAUCACCUGAAAUGCAAACCAGGGCCACGUCUGAACCUUGUAAUUGGACCAAAUGGAUCUGGGAAGAGCUCUCUCGUAUGUGCCAUUGCACUUGGUCUAGGUGGUGAACCUCAGCUGCUUGGGAGGGCAACGAGUGUUGGAGCAUAUGUGAAGCGUGGAGAGGAGUCUGGUUAUAUUAAAAUUUCCCUAAGAGGGGACACUGAAGAUGAGCAGAUUACCAUUAUGCGUAAAGUGGAUACGCAUAACAAGUCUGAGUGGUUGUUCAAUGGAAAAGUAGUCCCUAAAAAGGAUGUAGCUGAAAUCAUUCAAAGGUUCAACAUCCAAGUCAACAAUUUGACUCAAUUUUUGCCACAAGACAGGGUCUGUGAGUUUGCCAGAUUAACUCCAGUGCAACUUCUAGAAGAGACUGAAAAGGCUGUUGAUCCUCAACUUCCAAUCCAACAUCGUGCCCUUGUUGAAAAAAGUCGUGAACUGAAGAAUAUUGAGCUAUCAGUUGAGAGGAAUGGAGAAACUUUGAAUCAGUGGAAGGCGCUUAAUGCUGAAUUAGAAAAAGAUGUUGAGCGUGUCCGUCAAAGAGAAGACUUUCUAGCGAAGGUAGAGUCCAUGAAAAAGAAAUUACCCUGGCUGAAGUAUGAUAUGAAGAAGGCUGAAUAUAUGGAGGCUAAGGAGCAGGAAAAGGAUGCCAAGAAGAAGUUGGAUGAAGCUGCAAAAACUUUAAAUGAGCUUAGAGAACCAAUUGAGAAACAAAAGCAGGAGAAAGCAGCAUUGGAUGCUAAAUGUAAAAAAGUUGGCAGACUCAUGAACGAAAAUUCGAAAAAACGUAGAGAACUUGUUGCUAGUGAAAGCCAUUUGGGGGUGCAAGCACGAGGAAAAUACAAUGAAAUGGAAGAUCUCAAGAGGCAAGAAGAAUCUCGUCAACAAAGAAUCUUGAAAGCUAAAGAGGAUCUUGCUGCUGCUGAACUAGAUUUUGAAAAUCUGCCGCUUUAUGAACCCCCAAAAGAUGAACUUGAAAAUUUAAGUUCUCGCAUUCUGGAGCUAGAAGUUUCUGCUAAUCAGAAGAGGUAUCAAAAGUCAGAGAAGGAAAAACUUUUGUCUCAAAAAAAAUUGGGCCUCAGGAACUGCCUAGACAGGCUGAGGGAUAUGGAAAAUACACAUAACAAAUGCCUACAGGCAUUAAAGAGAUCUGGAGCUGAGAAGAUAUUUGAGGCUUAUCACUGGUUGCAAGAACAUCGCGAAGAGUUCAAUAAGGAGGUGUAUGGUCCUGUUUUGGUUGAGGUUAAUGUCUCAGAUCGGGUUCAUGCAGACUAUUUAGAAGGUCAUGUCCCAUAUUACAUCUGGAAGUCUUUCAUAACUCAGGAUCCUGGUGAUCGGGACUUUUUGGUAAAAAAUCUAAGGUCAUUUGAUGUUCCAGUCUUAAAUUAUAUGGGGAAUGAUGGUCGUGCUACAUUGCCCUUUCAACUUUCUGAGGAGAUGCGUUCACUUGGCCUCUAUUCCCGGAUUGACCAAGUUUUUGAUGCUCCUAAUGCUGUAAAGGAUGUUUUGACUGGCCAAUUUGGUUUGGAUCAUUCAUACAUAGGGUCCAAGGAAACUGAUCAAAAGGCUGAUAAUCUUCUAAAGUUGGGUAUUUUAGAUUGUUGGACUCCGGAAAAUCACUAUCGGUGGUCUAAAUCUAGAUAUGGUGAUCAUUUUUCAGCCAGUGUAGAACCAGUGCAUCGCUCAAAUCUUCUUUUGUGUAGUUUGGAUGCUGGGGAAAUUGAAGGGAUGCGGUCCAGGAAAAAGGAACUGGAAGAAUCUGUCACUGCUUUGGAGGAAAGUCUUAAAUCAAUUCAGACUGAGCUAAGAUACUUAGAGGAUGAAGCAGCUAAACUUCACAAACAGCGGGAGGAGAUUAUCAAGAUAUCACAGCAUGAGAAGAGAAAAAGGCGUGAAUCGGAAAAUCUUAUCAUUCAGAGAAGAAGAAAAUUAGAAUCUUUAGAGAAGGGGGAUGACCUGGAUAGUGUUAUGGCAAAGCUUAUUGAUCAAGCUGCAAAAUGUAACAUUCAGCGGUUCCAUUGUGCAAUUGAACUUAAGAACCUACUCGUUGAGGCUGUUUCUUACAAACAGAGGUUUGCAGAAACACAUAUGGCAUCCAUUGAAUUUGAGGCAAAGAUUAGAGAUCUAGAAGUCAGUCUCAAGCAGCAUGAAAAGUUUGCUAUGCAAGCAUCGCUACACUAUGAGUAUUGUAAGAAGGAAGUAGAUGAUCGUAGGCAGCAGCUGUCAGUUGCCAAGAGGCAUGCAGAAUCAAUUGCUGUGAUCACUCCAGAACUUGAAAAGGAAUUUCUUGAGAUGCCUACUACCAUUGAGGAAUUGGAGGCUGCUAUUCAAGAUAAUGUUUCUCAAGCCAAUUCUAUUCUCUUCCUAAACAACAAUAUUUUGGAAGAAUAUGAACACCGUAAGCAUCAGAUAGAAGCUCUUGCAACAAAACUUGCGGCAGAUAACGAGGAACUGAGGAGGUGUUUAGCUGAAAUUGAUAACCUGAAGGAAAAUUGGCUUCCAACAUUGAGGAAGCUUGUUGCUCAGAUAAAUGAGACUUUCAGUCGUAACUUCCAAGAGAUGGCUGUUGCAGGAGAAGUUUCAUUGGAUGAGCAUGACAAGGACUUUGAUCAAUUUGGAAUUCUUAUAAAAGUCAAGUUCAGGCAAGCAGGACAGCUUCAAGUUCUCAGCGCCCACCAUCAAUCUGGAGGGGAGCGGUCGGUUUCAACCAUUCUUUAUCUUGUUUCUCUUCAAGAUCUUACAGACUGCCCAUUUAGGGUGGUUGAUGAGAUAAAUCAAGGGAUGGACCCUAUAAAUGAAAGAAAGAUGUUCCAGCAACUAGUGAGAGCUGCCAGCCAACCAAACACACCUCAGUGUUUCUUACUUACACCAAAGUUGCUUCCCGAUUUGGAGUACAGUGAGGCAUGUAGCGUUCUGAAUAUAAUGAAUGGGCCUUGGAUUGAGCAGCCCUCAAAAGUGUGGAGCAGUGGAGAUUGCUGGGCAACUGUCACAGGUUUAGUAGGAGAAGGUCGAUGCUGAAAUACCAAUCUCAAGUUAAAAAUUUUUGUUUAAAAAAAAUUACGUAGGGCAGCUAAUGUAAUCCAUCUGAAGUGAGCUGUGUUUUGUCCCGUUUCAGAUGGUUUUGUACAACAAAUUCUGAUAUAUUGUUUAUCCAUGUAUACUUGAAUUCCUUUCGCCUUUGUAAAGAGAGAAUCCUCUAUUUAAUGUCGUAAUUAUUACGAGUGGUAUAUUUCCUUCA